Messenger RNA from Striga asiatica, 432 nucleotides. Lineage: Eukaryota; Viridiplantae; Streptophyta; Magnoliopsida; Lamiales; Orobanchaceae. The record is from the annotation of a GenBank genome assembly.
AUGUCAGAAAAUGUUGAUGAUUUUCAUUUUCCGGAGCUUGACGAUCAGUACUUGUCUGAUGCAAUAGCCAUGCUAUGGCCGGAGGCUACUGCAGUCGACGAGCCUCACUCCAACCCACAACCCGAACCAAAACUCCCUGAUGAAGAAGAUGAUCAAAUCAUUAAAGCUCUUUUGUGGCCAUUUUACAAGAAUACUGAACCUAAAACCCUGCACGACAUAGGUUUCGAUUUAAACAUACCUCACCAACUCAUGCAUCUCUUUGUACCUUCAUCUAUCCACCCUGUGCAUGAUUUGUUCGGUUCAUACGGGUUUGGUCCCUCGAGUAAUGAGUUUGGGCAACUUUCACCCCAAAUGGAUGUUCCAGUAAAAAAACUACCUGAGAUGCAACAGACUACUAUUGGUGUUCUUUUAAAACUUGACCAGGGCUUAUAG